AAAGAAACAAAAAAGUGUAUAAUGAAUGAUGUAGAGAAUAUUUAUAUUAGCUAUAAGCCUCAGGAAUUUAUAUAAAAGGCAACCUACAUCUACUCAUUCAUAGACUUAGAGUUGCUCAGAGGCAAUAGAGGCUCUAAAAUGUCUUGGUUUUUUACAGUACUCUUUUUUAUCAGUACUCUCUCAUUAGUUACUCCCUCAGAAGCUAGCCAUGAGAAGAAGCACCCAUCUGCAGUUGUUGUAGGCACUGUCUACUGUGACACAUGUUUCCAAGCAGAAUUCUCACAUGCCAGCCACUUCAUUUCAGGGGCCUCUGUUGGUGUAGAAUGCAAAGAUGGGAGUUCAAAACCAAGUUUCCAGACAGAAGUGAAAACUGAUAGCCAUGGAGUGUUCAGAGUCCAGUUGCCUUUCUCUGUGAGCAAGCAUGUCAAGAAAAUUGAAGGGUGUUCUGUGAAAUUAAUCAGCAGCAGUGAACCAUAUUGUGCUGUGGCCUCAACAGCCACUUCAUCUUCACUGCAUCUCAAGUCAAGAAAGCAAGGAACCCACAUUUUCUCAGCUGGGUUCUUCACCUUUAAGCCUCUAAAGCAGCCAAGCCUAUGUAACCAAAAACCAAGCAUUCAAAACUCCAAGGAAUUCAGUUCUCAGAAAAUCUCUUUUCCUCCAACUGAUGAGCUCACAUUUCCACCACCAACUCAAAACCCCACAAUACCUGAUCUUCCUCCUCUUCCUACGCUCCCUUAUCUUCCACCAUUGCCACAACUUCCUCCUCUCCCUCCCCUUCCAGGACUUCCUGGAAUUCCAAUUCCAGGAAUUCCAGGAAUUCCAGGAAUUCCAGUUUUACCCCCCAUUCCUGGUAAAACUACAGAGGCAGGGCAACUAACUGAUAAAAACCCCACAAUACCUGAUCUUUCUCCUCUUCCUACAAUCCCUUAUCUUCCACCAUUGCCACAACUUCCUCCUCUCCCUCCCCUUCCAGGACUUCCAGGAAUUCCAGUUUUACCCCCCAUUCCUGGUAAAACUACAGAGGCAGGGCAACUAACUGAUAAAAAAGUAGCCCACCCAGAUGCUUUCUUCCCACCAAACCCAUUUCAGCCACCAUCAAUUUUGCCUCCAAAUCCACUUGUGCCACAGCCAACUCCACUUAUCCCCAAUCCAUUUCAGCCUCCACCAGCACCAUUAAUUCCCAAUUUGCCCCCAAUACCAGGUUUUACUCCACCAGCAGGCACAGCACCAUUGAUUCCCAACUUGCCACCUAUACCUGGUUUUACUCCAUCACCAUCACCACCACCACCAUCUCUCCCAUUCCUCCCUCCAUUACCAUUCCCACUCCCACCUAUACCUCGCAUCCCUGGAAUCCCACCUGCUUAUUCUUCUUCUUCAAAGCAAACUACUUCUCCUUGAUGUUAAACAGAAGUGAUUAACUAUAUAAAUCAUGUUUAAUUAACUCUCAAAUAAUGUCUUUCACAUGUUGGUUAAGUUUUUAUGUAUAAAUUCUUGUAUGGGUUGUGCAAUUAUCAGAAGCAUAUGUAGUAGGGCUUGUAAGUUUAUACUUUGUAAGGAGCAUGUAGUGUACACAGAAUUAUUGUACUUGGAAUAAAGCUAUGGUUCUCAUCAUCCGA
Messenger RNA from Prunus mume (Japanese apricot), 1616 nucleotides. RefSeq lists its product as uncharacterized. Lineage: Eukaryota; Viridiplantae; Streptophyta; Magnoliopsida; Rosales; Rosaceae. The record is from RefSeq and is a predicted model, not a curated record.